This is a messenger RNA of Drosophila sulfurigaster albostrigata, 3054 nucleotides long. RefSeq lists its product as uncharacterized. The transcript has a single exon. NCBI's taxonomy places the organism in Eukaryota, Metazoa, Arthropoda, Insecta, Diptera, Drosophilidae. Bases 124 to 885 code for a protein of 253 amino acids. The record is from RefSeq and is a predicted model, not a curated record.
GUACAAAAUGUUUUUCCUCAGUCUGGUUUAAACAGCUAUCGACUCCAUGACCAUAGAAUUUUAGGUCCAAAAUUUAAAUAGUUUCCAUUUUCGGGUUCAAAAUUCUAAAAUAGGAAGUACAAAAUGUCAUUUCUGAAAACUAUUGCAAAUGAUUCAGUACCGCUAAUGCGCCAGAUGCGAUCAUUAAUCACAACUUCAGUUCGCCAAACACACGAUGCGUUCAAGCCCACAAAGCACAAUCCUUCGCCAACGUGCCAGUCGAAGGGAAAGAGUAAGAAGAAGUCGGAUGAGGAUUGUGUGGAUGAUCAUCCGAAACCACGUCAGCGCGAAAAUAUUCAGGACACAUUUCCGUUCUAUCAUCUGAUCAAAUUCAAGGAUGUCUGCUGCGGCGAUCCGUGCAUCGACAAAGACUUUGCUACCUUCGACGAAUGUUUGUACAAGGAAAGCGAUAAGAACAAGCGCAAAUAUCAAGUAACUUGGGUUGAGUGUCCGCCCGUAAAAAUUCAGCCGAAGAAAAUUUGUUGCUUUGCCAAGGCAAAGAAACCGCCAAUUGCACGUCGCAAGCCAGUUGAGAAGCCAGACACUGCCUGCAAGUACACCAAACCAUGUCCACCCAAGGGAGAACAGAAAUGUCCCCGAAUCAAGAUGCCUCGCUGUAGACCUGUUCGGGUGCCCGUUCGUUGCCAUCGCAUUCGUUGGCCAAGCGAGUGCAGGAAGGUUAAGACUCCCUAUCCGGCCUUCUCUGAAUGCGCUCGUCCCAAGUUGCGAGUGAAGCGCCGAACUGAAUGUGAAUGCCAUAAUGAGAUACCGAUGUGCGCGUUGUUGGCGAUUUUGAACAGACGUCUUCGAUCAGGCAGCUUACAGUUAAAUCCGUGCGGAAAGUAGAUUAUAUUUGAGUUACCCACAGAUUUCACUUUUAAAAUGGAUAAAUUCGGACGCAAGCAUUCUUUAAAUUAAUUCUUAAAAUUAUUAAUUCGAUAUGUUACAGUUAUGUAAUAAUAAACUAUACCAGCAUACCAUAUAUUUUAGAUUUUUCUGGGAGAUUUCUCGCAAUACCUUUCAAAUUAUUUUCAUUCUUAGCAGGCCUUCAACAAUCAUAUUUCAUGAAAUGUGCAAGCUCUGGGGUUAGGUAUUACUUUUUGCCCUGAUCUUUGAGUGAACUACUCAUCAAAAUUUUAUUUUAUUUUUGGACCUUCUUUAAUUUUUUAAUCUUUCAAUGUUGUCCAGUUCAAAGAAAAACGGUUAUCGCACCGUUUGUCUCAUAUACCGAAGUUUCUCUGCCAAUUCUACAUUCAUGGCGAAGUAUUCGAGGAAGGAAAACGAAAAACGUCUCGUUAAUGUUUUUGGUGAAACCAUUUCAAACCAACAUGAACCUUUUUCAAAAAGUUCUGUAAAAGAGAAAGCUUUCUCUAAGACUUAUGAUACAGCUGAAAAGCUAACACCCAUGGAGAUGAAAAGAAGGAAGUUCGCAGAAAUCUCAAAUGUAGACGAAAAAAUUCCAUUUUCAGAGAUUCAAACCUUUGGCAGAAGCAGGAAGAACGACAGACAAAAAACCCAAAAAGAAGAUAAGCAAUAUGCGGUUAAUAUAAAAGCUUUGUGUCGAAAGACAAUGCAUAAUCCAUUUUGGGAUUCUACUACCAACAUUCCUAACAAUAACCAAAAGGAAGAAAACUUAGUGGAUGUCUACGGUCAAAUAAUUGACAAACAAGUGAAAAGCGAGCCUUCCACUCCCAGUAUAAAUCAAUUAAGUCUAAACUCAAAGUUAGAGCAUCCAACAAAACUCACCGCAAAGCUAAAUGAAGAAUCAGAGCCAGUUGAUGCGUCUGAACAAUUAAUCACUAAUGGAAAGAAACAUUAUGAAUAUUUUUCAAAUCAAUCGAAUAGAAAAGAAACACGUAAAUUGAGCAAAAUGUAUAUUAAAAGGAAAAAACCAUAUGCUGUAUUCGUCAAAAAAUGCAGUCGCAAAACGAAUCUAGAAUACCCUAACAUAGUCAACAAAAAUCAAAAGGAAGAAAAUUUAGUUGAUGUCUACGGUCAAAUAAUUGACAAACAAGUGAAAAGCGAGCCUUCCGCUCCCAAUAUAAAUCAAUUCAGUCUAAACUCAAAGUUAGAACAUCCAACAAAUCUCACCCAAAAGCUAAAUGAAGAAUCAGAGUCAGUUGAUGCGUCUGAACAAUUAAUCACUAAUGGAAAGAAACAUUAUGAAUAUUUUUCAAAUCAAUCGAAUAGAAAAGAAACCACGAAAGGAACAUCAACACGUAAGUUGAGCAAAAUGUAUAUUAAAAGGAAAAAACCAUAUGCUGUAUACGUCAAAAAAUGCAGUCGCAAAACGAAUCUAGAAUACCCAAUUUACUCAAGGCCAAACCAAAAUAUAUCCACAGAGCUUAAUGAAAAAAUAGAGCUAUUGGAUGUUUAUGGGCAAGCUUUUAGAAAAACACAGGAAGAAAAAAAGCCAUAUAGAGUGAAUGAAAUUGUUAGCGAAAAAAUUGAGAAAAAGCAUCCAGAGUUUGAUGUGUUUAGGGAAACUUAUAAAGAAAGAAAACCAUAUUCAGUAGCCAUAAGAUUUCCAUCUUACGCUUCCCCUAAGAAAACAUUUCCUGCAUAUCAAGAGGAGGAAGAGACAGUUGAUGUCCAUGGGCAAAAACAAGAGGAAGAUGAUGAAGCCUUCGACUAUACUUCUAGACAACAGCGCGAAAAAAACCCGAUCUUCGUUUUGAUUGACAAUAAAGAGAACUCAGUCGAACUUGAUAUUUCCUGUCCAAAAGGGGGAAAAACGAUGACCUCUUUCAAUAAGAACAUCAACCGGAAGCAACAUAAAAACUUUUCAAGCAGAUUUCAGCAUAGCGAAAGUAAAAGAAAUGUGGAUGAAAUGUUGAAUCCAUUUCAGAAUGAAGAGAGACCUGAAGUCAUUCCCAAACGGUAUAUAAGGAAACGGCCUAUCAAAGCUAAUAACAUCAGGAUGGCUUACGAUGAAAAUCUUGAUAUUCCCAAAAUAUGUAGUGAAAAUCAAAACGAUGAAAAUCUAUUUACUAAGAACGAGUAGUAUGACAUGAU